Messenger RNA from Egretta garzetta (little egret), 1041 nucleotides. RefSeq names its product neuronal growth regulator 1 (gene NEGR1). NCBI's taxonomy places the organism in Eukaryota, Metazoa, Chordata, Aves, Pelecaniformes, Ardeidae. The record is from RefSeq and is a predicted model, not a curated record. Bases 1 to 1041 code for a protein of 346 amino acids. Gene Ontology annotation, cellular component: neuron projection. The transcript has 8 exons.
AUGGUUUUGUCUGCAGGUAGAAGAGAAGGCUGGUUUUCUCUCUUGCGGGAAGAUGUGGUGCUAACACUUUCUUGGAUAUUUUUGGAUGUGUGCGUUUGUAUAAACAACAAGUGUUACUUGGAAGAUGGAGCUUCAAAAGGUGCCUGGCUGAAUCGGUCGAGUAUUAUUUUUGCUGGAAGUGAUAAGUGGUCAGUAGAUCCUCGAGUUUCAAUUGCAACAGCAAAUAGAAGAGAAUAUAGCCUGCAGAUACAGGACGUAGACGUGACAGAUGACGGUCCAUACACUUGUUCUGUGCAAACUCAACACACUCCUAGAACGAUGCAGGUGCACUUAACUGUACAAGUUUCUCCGAAGAUAUUUCGUAUUUCGAGUGACAUCGUUGUGAAUGAAGGAAGCAAUGUUACUCUGGUCUGCCUGGCCACGGGGAAGCCAGAGCCUUCCAUUUCUUGGAGACACAUCUCUCCAUCUGCAAAACCAUUUGAGAGCGGACAGUACCUGGACAUCUAUGGAAUUACAAGAGACCAGGCUGGGGAAUAUGAAUGCAGUGCAGAAAAUGAUGUCUCAGUCCCAGAUGUGAAAAAAGUAAAAGUCACAGUAAACUUUGCCCCCACAAUUCAGGAACUUAAAUCCAGCGGUGUGAUGCUUGGAGGGAACGGACUGAUACGGUGCGAAGGUGCAGGAGUUCCUGCCCCAGUCUUUGAGUGGUACAAAGGAGAGAGGAAACUGAUCAAUGGUCAACAAGGAAUUACUAUUAAAAAUUAUAGUACAAGAUCACUUCUUACUGUUACCAAUGUGACAGAAGAGCACUUUGGCAACUAUACAUGUGUCGCUGCCAACAAGCUAGGGACGACCAAUGCCAGCCUGCCUCUCAACCAACUUAUUGAGCCUACUACCUCUAGUCCUGUCUCAAGCCCAGCUCCCAGUACAGCCCAGUAUGGGAUCACCGGUGAUGCCGAAGUCCUCUUCUCCUGUUGGUACCUUGUGUUGACACUGUCCUCCCUCACCAGCAUAUUCUACCUGAAGAACAUCAUUCUGCACUAA